Messenger RNA from Phaedon cochleariae (mustard beetle), 4480 nucleotides. Lineage: Eukaryota; Metazoa; Arthropoda; Insecta; Coleoptera; Chrysomelidae. The record is from the annotation of a GenBank genome assembly.
CAAAAUAUUUAGUUAUUUAUCCAUUUUUGAAGAAUUAUGAGCGAUUCACCUGAAGACCGUCGUUCAAAAAGAGCAAGACGAGAAACGUCCUACAAAGCUAAAGCAUUUGAAAAAUUCAAACAGCUCAAAAGUGGCACCAGAAGUAAAUACGAAAUCGAGGAAUUAGAUAAUGUAUAUGAAAUUGUUGAAGAGAAGGACUAUGUUCGAAAAGUUUUAGACCGUCAGGAUGAUGAUUGGAUAGUAGAUGAUGAUGGAAGUGGAUAUGUUGAAGAUGGUCGAGACAUAUUUGAUGAUGACCUGGAUUCAGAAUCUAUUGCUCAGGCAACUGCAAAAGGUAAGGGUACAAAGAGAAAGAAAAAGGCUGUUUCUGAAAAUGCUGGAAGAGGCAACCUUCAGCAGAUGUUAUCCAACAUGCCUUCAAAAAAGAAAGAGGAAAAAAAACUAGAAGAUGAUGAAAUGCUGUCAGAGAUAUUAGGUGAAAUUGAUUCUACUACUUCUGAUAGUAUUGUUAAACCAAAAUCCCAAGAGUAUUCUAUUUUAUCCAAAAAGUUAGCAGCCAAAGACUACAUGAAGAGUUUUUCUAUGCCUAAAAGUUCCUUUUCACUGCCUAGAACACCCCAGAAUAGCAGAAAGACACAGAACACUGAAAAUGUUAUCAAUUCUAGUAAUACUAGCAGUAGUAGUAGAGAAAUAAAAAUUCCAAAAGAAGUUCAGAAUAGCAUACCUGAGAAAACCACAAUUGAACAAAUCCUUGAUUCACAAGUGGAGGAUAUCAUUGAAGAAACUCCCACAGAAAGUAACUUGAUACCUUCUACACAGUCCCUUGAAACUGAAAAUAUAACUAUUGAGGAAUAUUCAACCCAAGAAUUAUUUGAUGAUGAGCUUGACAUGACACAAAUUGAAGAAUUUGAGUCUCAACAGCUUCAAGAUACUACAAUGGACGAAGAAAAAAUCACUGAUGAUCUACAGGCUGAGUUUAUGAGUGAAUGGGAAAAUUUUGGCAAUGAAACUUCUGAUAUGGAUGUUGAUAAAUUGUUAGAUAAAACUGACAUACCUUUGGUAGAAGUUGAUGACAAAAAGGUAUUUAGAUUUUACUGGUGGGAUGCAUAUGAAGACCCUGAGAAACAAAAAGGGGUGGUAUUCCUUUUUGGGAAAACAUACUGUGAAAGUGCUAAAACUUAUUUGAGUUGUUGUGUACCUGUCAGAAAUAUCAGUAGAAGAUUAUUCCUCCUACCAAGAUCAGUUGAACUAGGUGAAGAUGGGCAACCAACUGAUGAGCCUGUUACUUUUAAAAAAAUGUACAGUGAAUUGAAUGAGAAAAUCAUCAAGCCCUUGCAUAUUAGUAGUUUCAAGACAAGAUAUGUCAACAAAAAGUACUGUUUCAAUCCAGAGAUACCUGCUGAAUCAGAUUACAUGGAGCUGAGAUACCCAGCAGCCGAUCCAUCAAUAAAUCUUAACGACCUCCGGAAAAAACCGCGCACCAUCUCGAAAAUAUUCGGCACCAACACCUCCUUCCUGGAAAUCCUCCUCUUGGAGCGAAAAAUCAAGGGCCCCUGCUGGCUGGACGUCCAUAGCCCCGUGCCGGUCAGCAACCCGCUGAGCUGGUGCAAGUACGAGAUAAACUGCACCAAGCCGGCGGACCUGAAGAUCACCGAGCUGGAGAAGCCCCUGGCGCCGCCUCCGUUGGUGGUGGCCGCCAUCAACAUGAGGAGCUUCGUGAACCCCAAGACGUACGCCAAUGAGAUACUGAUGAUGUCUUGCCUAGCUCACAAUAGAUACGCGGUGGAUAAGCAGGCGCCGAAUCCUCCUUUUCAACAACAUUUUUGUGUGUUCUCUUGCCCCUCCCAACAAAUCCUUCCCCUGAACAUCCACGACGCCUUGGGCGGCUACAAAGCGACCAAGGUCCAGAAAAUGGACACAGAGAGGGCCCUGCUGAACUACUUCAUCGCGCAGUUCGCCAAGAUCGAUCCCGACUUGGUGGUCGGCCACGAUCUGCAGGGCUACCAGAUCAACGUGCUCAGCGACAGGUUGGCCAAGCAGGACAGCAAGACGUUCAGCAAGCUGGGAAGGUUGAAAAGAACGGAGAAGAGGAAGCUGGAGAGGAAUUUGUUUGCAGGUCGGUUAGUUUGCGACUUGAAAAUAUCCGCCAAAGAGCUGAUCAAAUCGAAAUCUUACGACUUGGACACCCUUUGUCAAGUCGUGUUGAAACUGAAAGAAACCCAACGGAUAGAACUCGAGCCCGACGACAUCCCGAAGAUGUACCGGUCGUCCGAGGACAUCUUGAAACUGAUCUCGUUCACUAUGCAAGACACGUCCUACAUACUGAAAAUGAUGUACGACUUGAACGCCAUUCCUUUAGCCUUACAGAUCACCAAUAUCGCAGGUAAUGUCAUGUCGCGAACCCUGAUGGGGGGCCGAUCAGAACGAAACGAGUUCUUGCUGCUUCACGCCUUCUCGGAGAAGGAUUACAUCGUACCUGACAAGGAGUUUAAGAAAAAGGACCCGAAGCAAUCGAACGCCGCUAGAAAGAAGCCCACCUAUUCAGGGGGUUUGGUGUUAGACCCCAAAGUCGGGUUCUACGAUAAGUUUAUAUUGCUCAUGGACUUCAAUUCGCUCUACCCGAGUAUUAUACAGGAGUAUAAUAUCUGUUUCACUACUCUGCCCGUUACGAAUAGCGAGGAUAAUUUGGUUCUGCCAGAUAGAGGACUACCGCCAGGUAUUUUGCCAACAGAGAUCAGGAAACUGGUCGAAAGCAGACGCCAAGUAAAAGGCCUGAUGAACAGUGCCGAUAUCUCGAAUGACCUUCGGAUGCAAUACAACAUCCGCCAGAUGGCUCUAAAACUGACCGCCAACAGUAUGUACGGUUGCCUAGGCUUCUCCAAUUCGAGGUUCUACGCGAAAAACCUCGCAGCCUUGGUCACCCACAAAGGCCGAGAAAUCCUCACCAACACCAAAGAUCUAGUAGAGAGAAUGUGCUUCGAAGUGGUUUAUGGAGACACGGACAGUAUCAUGAUAAACACGAACAUCUUGGACUACGACCAGGUGUUCAAAAUCGGCCUGAAAAUCAAACAGGAGGUCAACAAGCUCUACAAACAAGUAGAGCUGGAUAUCGACGGGGUGUUCCAGUACCUUCUGUUGUUGAAGAAAAAGAAAUACGCAGCCGUGACCUUGUCCAAAACGAAAGAGGGCAAGCUGAAAACCGUGAAAGAGUACAAGGGACUGGACAUAGUGCGUAGGGACUGGUCCCAGAUCGCUUGCGAAGCCGGUAAAUACAUCUUGGAGCACAUCCUGAGCGAGCAGACUCAGGACGAGCGCAUCACCAACAUCCACGAGUAUCUCAGGAAGGUUCGGUCGGAUUUGGAGCAAGGGCAGGUCCCUACAGUACUCCUGGUGAUCACCAAGCAACUGACCAAGGACCCGAAAAUGUACACCGACAAGAAUUCCUUGCCGCACGUGCAGGUCGCUUUGCGUUACAACCAACAACAUGGCGGUCACUUCAGGGCAGGCGAUACCGUGCCCUACGUCAUUUGCGAGGACGGCACUACCAACUCAUCUACUCAAAGGGCGUACCACGUGGACGAACUGGCGAAGAACGAGGGGUUGAAGAUCGACGUCAAGUACUAUUUGGGGCAGCAAAUACACCCGGUGGUGACGAGGAUUUGCGAUCCCAUAGAAGGCACGGAUUCGUUUCAGAUAGCCGAGUGUCUCGGCUUGGACACUAGUUCGUUCAAGAAGCCCAAGCAGGAGUCGCAGGGAGUGGUGGGGGAGAACAUUUGCAAGCCGGAAGUAAAAUUCCGGAACGUGGACAAAUUCAACUUCACUUGUUACACCUGCAAGGCUGACAACUCGGUAGAUUCCCCUCUGAGUGGCGCUGUUCCAUUUCUGGAAAAGUGCAGGAAUCCAGAUUGCCACACCAGGCCUGUCGAGUACCUGCCCCAUAUCCAGAACCAGCUCACUUUGGCCAUGCAGGCCUGCAUAGCGAAGUACUACGAGAAUCAGUUGACGUGCGAGGAUCCCGCUUGUCCUAAUGACACUUGUCGGCUGCCAUUGCGGUUCGUCAAGAAGUAUCCGGUGUGCACGUUGUGCCAGAAGGGGGUUAUGUACCGGAUGUACACGGAGCAGCAGUUGUACAUGCAGCUCACCUAUUUCCAGUAUAUGUUCGAUCUGAGCAAACUUGCCAAGAGACCUUUAUUGGAGUCAGAAGUGGAAUCGGGAUACCACACGCUCCGCGAGACCGUGGAAAAAUAUCUGAAUCACUCUGGUUUCUCGAUAAUCAACCUUACCGAACUGUUUUCUGGUUUCAUGAUCAGGAAUAAAAAUCCGAGCAGCCUCAAGUCAGAUCUGCCCAAUAUCGAAACAUUAGUUGAGGAAGAAAUUGAGGAUGAAGAAGAGGACUUUUGAAUUGUUUAUAUUAUACAAUGUAUAUUUUUUAGUCGUGAUAUUGAUUUUCAAGUAAUUUUAAUUUAUUGGUUAGUUUCAU